AGUGAGCUGGCUGGCCGGCAGUCCCCGGCUUCUCACCCUCCGCCCGACACGCGUCCUCGCGUGGUGUCAAAGGCUUCGGGGAUGGAAUACAUAGAUCGGUCGGCGCGCUUCUUGCUGCCUUACCUGGUGCGCAGCUCGGUCCGGCGGAUGAUGCCUUGGGGACUGCUGGGCCUCAUGCUGGGCGGAUCUCUCGUCAAGGAAUGGGCGCCGCUGCCCGAAACCUACAUGAGCAACAAGCGCAACCUGCUCAACAUCUUUUUUGUGAAAUUUGCUUGGGCCUGGACACUCGGUCUGUUACUGCCUUUCAUCAGCAUCACUAACUACCAUGUCACCCAGAGCAUUCUGCUGGUGUUUCGACGCCUUGGUGCUCUGAUGGUUGGCACUGUCAUCUGGUAUGCAUGCACAGGGGUGUUCCUGCACAUUGAAGACUUCACAGGUAGCUGCUACAAAUCACCAGCCCUAGAUGUACAGCGCCGGGAACAUCCCAACAAACUACAGUGCCAUCAAGCUGGAGGCUUCUGGCAUGGCUUUGACAUCUCCGGGCAUUCCUUCCUCCUCUCGUACUGUGCCCUAAUGAUUGUAGAGGAGAUGGCCGUGAUGCACAGUGUGAAAACCUCCCAUCACCCCAAACUGCACAGAGUGGUCAACAGUUUAUUCCUAGCAUUGAGUUGCUUGACCUUGAUCUGGCUAUGGAUGUUUUUGACCACUGCUAUAUAUUUCCAUGACUUUGUCCAAAAGUUCUUGGGCACCUGGGUGGGCCUCUUUGCUUGGUAUGGAACAUACAGGUUCUGGUACCUGUCACCUCUUUCUCCUGGACUUCCUCCCCAAAAAACUGGUUUGAGUUUCCAAAAGUCUAAGCGUAACCAAUAGAAACAGUAUAUGACUCAGAAUAUUCUUUAUUUGAUAAAGCAUAUUGUUGAUUUGAUAGUGUAAUUUUUAAGAAUAUUGUUAACAAGCAUAUUUAAAGGGAGGGGCAAAAUACUUUUUUUGGCAUUCUGACUGGAAGUUGCUAUCUGCUGUUGCAGUCCUACUACUCACAAGACAGAUGGUUCUCCAUCUUGGCUAACUCAAUGAAAACACUAAUGGUUGUGUCAGCAGUGAAGUCUGAAUUCCAGUAUCUUGGGAGAAAAAACCCUCAAGGUCAGCUACAUUCUCAUUCUCUAUGAAAGAAGCCAAUUUCAUAUACCAAAGGGGAAAAAAUAGAACUUGCUACAAAGUGGAAGCAUCCUACAAGGAGAAAACCAUUUUUGGUUUAGCCAGACAUAGUGGCUAAGGGAACUGCCUAGCUGAAGGCCUAACUAUUCUAGCAAUGCUCCCAACAUUUUGUAUCAAGUAAUCUCUCUGCCUCACUAUGUUUUCUGAUGUCAGGGAUAGAGGUGAUACAAAACAAUGUUUCCUGUUAAGUAAUUCCCUGAGCUAAUGUGUUUGGGUAAGGGAUGGCUACCGGCUGAAUUGGUAGAAGUGCCGUGUGUGGAUUCACAUCACAAAAAUGUGGAUGUAAAAAUAAGUCUUCAAUCUGGAUAAGCACCUUUUUUUAGCUUAUUAGAUGUUUUCGGUCUCCAGAGUUCUUCCUACCCGUUCCAUCAAACUGUUGCAAAAUGCCUUUCCAAAUCAUGUUUACCCAACCCUUGUGCAAGAAUUUAUUUCUCCACGAGAUUAGAAUCAUUGGUGUAUCUUGCCAUUUCACCUCUGUGGCAAUAUAUAACAUCUCUUGAGUGUUGCGACAUACUUUAUAUUGCCAAUCAAAGCAUUCUUGUUAAAGCAAGGGUGUUGGUUACAACAUUGCAGCAUUCACGUUCUUCACUCUUGCUUUCAUCUGUUAAUUAAAUAUCCUGGUUGGGUUCAGCAGAAAGACAGUUCUUUAUGGGGAUCUGUUAUAUAUUGAUCCAUGCAUCCAUCCGUCAGCAGUGGAAGCAAUCCAUAAAUGAUCUCACUUCAAAUGAAAUGUUAAAAUGAAAUGUAGCCUGCUCCUUCUCCCCCACACACAUGGCACUAGCAUUAAACACACACACAAUUUUAAUGUAGUUUUUUUAUGCCAUUUGCUCCAGCUUGAUGACUUGGCUGGCUGCGUUGAACAAGAAAGACUAUUGUUAAUUCUAAAUAUAUAUUUUUUAAAUUCUACUUCAAUGAAUGGUGCUGCUUUGUCUGUUUUAUCCAGAGGCCUAGUAUAAUUCUGAACGCCUAAUAUAUGUGUUUUAGUUAAAGCUGCAGAGUUUACAGGCACUAAGCCCUCAGUUUCAGAAUAGUCCUGUGGAAGUUGUUAACUCUGUUCCAGAGGUGGGAUGGAGUGGCCAAAGGCUACCACCUUCAAUUCCAAACUGAUGGGAAAAUUUCAACAAGUGGUUUGAAUAUUGCAUGUUAAGUGUCAAAUAUUGCAUGUUAAGGCACUUGAAUGGAAUAUAUGUAUUUAAACUGACAAGCAGCUCAAUCUUAAAUAUAUUUGCUUAUACAUAAGUGCCUUGAAAUUUCAUAGUAUCCCUAAGUAUACUUACAUGGAAGUUACUUCCAAAGUGAUCCAGUGAUGUACGUGGAAAAUGCACAAAAAAAUGCACAAUCAUUUUGUUGAUGGAUUUUUUGGGCAUAUUCCCUUAAGCAGUUCCUCUGGCUGAACUGCACAAUUUCCUUUUUAAGUUCCAUCGAACUUAAAGUGUGGCUUCCAGGAAAGAAUAUAUAAAUUGCAGAUCUACCUUGGUAGAUCUCAGCCCUAGUAUUUAGGCGUAUGCUGUUUGGCUCUUUAACUUCUGUGGGAUUAAGACUGCUUGUGCAAAUUUGCCAAACAUAAAUGACUUCUGUAUAAGGAUUGGUUCACAUAGUACUAUUUCCCCUACAUGAAAACAGUAUAGAAAUGCCCAUAAACUGGAAGCAAAGAGCAGCUACACAGAUGACUGUCCAAGUGACUGGCAGAAUGAGAUGACAUGAAAUGAGGUGGGAGUAACCAUGGCUGAAUUUGAAUUGGGGAUUUGCUUAAUGUUUGGGGUGGGUAAACUUCUUUUGGGGAUCCUUCUAGAAUAAAAGUCAGGGUGGAAAUCAAAUAUUAAUAAACCAAGUUACAUACAUAUGUGGGGGACAAUUUCUAGGACUGUAAAAGGACUUUCUCCAUCAGUCUGAUCACAGAAAUCUCUGUGGCUGUAACCAUUUGGCAGCCAAAGUUACACAUAUGCAAAUUAAUCCCUGAGGAUGGUUCCAUGCAGCUUGUAAGUAGUGAAAAAGUGAGUGAGAUCUGAUCCCAAGUAUUAUAUAUUUCAGUUGAGUGGCAUCUUGCCUAAUGGUUCCAUAAACAGUAAGCUUACAUUUAUUUUUGCUUUAAUUUUAAUUUUAGUAUUAAUUUUUAGUAUUAAUUGUGCAUUGGAUAUUUUUUUUAAAAAAAUAGUAUAUACUGACAUCCCUUCCCUUAUUAUUUAUGUGUAUGCAUUUUUAUGAUUGUAUACGUUCUGUUGGCUGCAUGCAUUAAAUAUUGUAGAACUGGUGGGUGGGUUAAUUAUUUAUGAUGUAUCCGCGCUGGUCGUCCACAGAACACUUAUGAUACAUAAAGAAUAGUUCUCUCUUAGACUUUAUCUGGUACAGUUAUUUGGCAUAAUAUUCACUCAUGUCAGUUACUUUAUUGUGUUAGCCAUGAUUGAAUACAUUGUGGAUAAUACCUGUAUCAAUGAGCGCAACUAUCCUAGUGUCUUGGUUAUUUAUUACAAUGUUUGCUGAACAGUUUCCAGUAGCUUUAUGGUAAUGCCCUGUCCUAGAGACACAUCUUAAAAAAUAGUUCCUAUUUAUUUCAGUAGAAUUUCCUUCCAAGUAAAGGAUCAGAGGCAUAUUUACUAAAAAAAAUUAAGGGCAUUUUGUUCUUUCCCAAAGUAUUACUUUUGUUCCAGGCCAGUUUAU
This is a messenger RNA of Elgaria multicarinata webbii, 3873 nucleotides long. RefSeq names its product fat storage inducing transmembrane protein 2 (gene FITM2). Gene Ontology annotation, biological process: lipid storage; phospholipid biosynthetic process; lipid droplet organization. The transcript is spliced from 2 exons. Gene Ontology annotation, cellular component: endoplasmic reticulum membrane. The record is from RefSeq and is a predicted model, not a curated record. Gene Ontology annotation, molecular function: coenzyme A diphosphatase activity. Bases 82 to 870 code for a protein of 262 amino acids. NCBI's taxonomy places the organism in Eukaryota, Metazoa, Chordata, Lepidosauria, Squamata, Anguidae.